AUGAUUGCAUUCCUUCUCCCUUUGUUGACAGGCGUCUCUGCUGCAGCUGCAGCGGCAGUUACAACGGCAUGCUCAAAUAUAACCAGUCAAUUGGGCUCGUCGAAAGUCACCAGCAAUGAGUACAGCUUGGAUUACGUGGGCAGCAUCGAAUAUUGGAACACUAUACAAGAUGAUUAUAAGCCCUCGUGCAUCGUCUAUCCCAAGAAUUCCCAGGAUGUCUCAACCGCCCUCCAGGCAAUUCGAGCCGCCGGCAGCCGCUUUGCAAUCAAGGCUGGCGGUCACAAUCCGAACACAUUCUAUUCAUCUGUCGACAAGGGUGUCCUUCUCGAUUUGAGCAGGAUGACGGAAAGAUCUUACGACCCAGACACAACUCUCGCUACUUAUCAACCAGGCGGAGUAUUUGGCGAUAUCUACGACUAUUAUGUGCAAUAUAAUCGUACAGUGGUUGGAGCACGACUCGCCGGGGUGGGAACCGGUCUUGCUCUGGGUGGUGGCAUGAGCUACCUAUCGCCCCAAUAUGGCAUGGCCUGCGAUUCAUUCCGAGAGCUGGAAAUUGUCCUUCCUAGCGGUGAAAUUGUCACUGCCUCGGAUAAGUCGAACCCAGAUCUCUUCUUCGCGUCGCGAGGUGGCGGUGGCAACGCGUACGGAGUUGUCACCAAGUAUACAGUCCAGAGCCGUCCGAUCGGUCAACUCUACGCUGGAAAUAUCAUCUUCCUCUUUUCCCAGAAGGACGAUGUCAUCGCCGCGAUUGGCGACUUCAUAAAAUACAACACUGACCCUAAGGCGGCUAUCAUCGGCACUUAUGAGAAGCUGCCUACACCGGAUCUGAACCUGAAUAUCGACGAGGCUAUCAUUAUGUUUCUCGUCUAUGAUGGUGAAGACCCAGGCGACGCAUUCAAAAACUUCACCAGCAUCCCUUCCCUUCUCAACACAAUGAGCCUUAAAACAUACCCCGAAGUUGUGGAUAUGCCUAUUCCAAUGUCGACAGAGCUUUCCCGUGGCGCCAACAUGUUCCGCGUGGGCGUUCAUCGUGCAGACAACGGAAGUUAUGAAAAUGCCCUGGAUGUGUGGCGUAACUGGGCCGAAUCCAACAAGGGCAAAUACGUCCUCCUUUCGCUGGACUUCCAGCCCGUUCCGAAGAGUCUGACAGAUGCCAGCAAGGCCCAGGGAGGAAAUGCAAUGCAGAUGCCGGAUGGUCCGUGGUUUUGGUUAAAUUAUUUGAUCACUACGCCACCCGGAAUGAGUGAGCCAGAUUACAAUGCUGUUCAGGCUAGCUACCGUGAUAUGGUUGCGUCGGUCAGCAAUGCAGAUGAUCUCCCUCUCUUCAUUAAUGAUGCGAACCACGACCAAAAUCCUCUACAGACAUUCUCGGCCUUUUCGAAACUUCAGGAUAUCAAAAAGAAGUAUGACCCGGAUAACUUCUUUGCUGACAAGACUGGCGGCUGGUCCUUUGCUUAG
Messenger RNA from Penicillium waksmanii, 1458 nucleotides. Its product is annotated as FAD-binding oxidoreductase. The record is from RefSeq and is a predicted model, not a curated record. The transcript has a single exon. Bases 1 to 1458 code for a protein of 485 amino acids. NCBI's taxonomy places the organism in Eukaryota, Fungi, Ascomycota, Eurotiomycetes, Eurotiales, Aspergillaceae. Gene Ontology annotation, molecular function: oxidoreductase activity; FAD binding.